GCUAAAUUGGAAUACCAAUCUCUGAAAUUGUUAAGCAAAAGGUGUUAGCUUGAUUUAAUAAUAUCAAUAGUUAUUAUGGAAAAAUUAAACACAUCUUCAAAUGCAUCAUCAACUAGCUGGCUAUCUCAUUUUCUAUUUGAAGAAAAUGAAAUAGAGGGUUGUGAUUUGUUUCAACAAUGCGAACAAAACUUGUUUGGUGAAGAAGAGCUUAUUUCACAUGACAUAGCAAGUAUUUUUCAACAAGAGGAAAAUUUGCAACAACAACCAUUGUUACUUUUUGAAAGCUACUCUUCUUGUACUUUGGAAACAAAUUUGGAAAGAGACAACAAGAAGUUGAAAACGAACAACACUUUGCAUGAAGUUGUUCCAGUGUCACAAACACAACUACCUCAAAAUCAAAACAUUGUUGAAACUAAAAAUACACAAGGACAAGGGACUAAGAGGUCUGUUGCUCAUGAUCAUCAAGACCGUAUCAUGGCGGAGAGAAAGAGAAGAGAGAAACUCAGUCAGUGCUUAAUUACUCUAGCUGCUCUUAUUCCUGGCUUGAAGAAGAUGGACAAGGCUUCAGUCAUAGGGGAUGCUAUCAAGCAUGUAAAAGAGCUCCAAGAACGUUUGAGAGUAUUAGAAGAACAAAACAAGAAUAGUCCUAUUGAGUUUGUAGUGACGCUUAACAAACCGAAGCUAAAUUAUGAGUCAUGGAGUGAUGAUGGUUCUAAGGCUGCUAGUGCUAAUAAUGAAACUCUCCCUCAUGUGGAAGCCAAAAUUUUGGGCAAAGACGUUCUCAUAAGGAUCCAGUGCCAAAAACAAAAGAGUUUUUUGCUUAAUAUAUUGGUUGAGAUUCAACAGCUUCAUCUCUUUGUUGUUAACAAUAAUGUCCUAGCUGUUGGGGAUUCUAUCCAUGACAUAACAAUCAUUGCUCAGAUGGGAACAGGAUACAACUUGACCAAAAAUGAUCUUGUAAAAAGCGUACAGGCGGCUGUAUUGAGAUCGAUGUCGUAAUGUGAACAUGUGGUCCCACUGGUCGAUGAUAUUAUAAGAGAUAUGUAGGUCAAAAUGUUAAUGUAUUUAGUUACGGUGUUAUCUUGGUCGUAUCUCAAAAUGCAUUAGAUGAUAUGUUUUACAUUUUCUAAAGUUGACCGGUAGCUCGUCAGUGACUUAGAGCGAUAUCAUAAGAGAUAUUUAGGUCAAAAUGUUAAUGUAUCUGGUUCUCGGCUGCUUGAGGAUUGGAAUUAUAUGCGCUGUGUCUGUGUAUUUCUGUUCUGGUAGCUUGUUUUCGGCCUUUGCUAUGAGGAGAUUAAUUAUAAUCCAUUUUGUAUUCAUAUAGGGUCAUUGAAGUGAUCUUAUUGUUUGUAACAUGCGACUUGGCAUUUCUUGUACCUA
This is a messenger RNA of Medicago truncatula (barrel medic), 1380 nucleotides long. Its product is annotated as transcription factor bHLH18. The transcript has 4 exons. Gene Ontology annotation, molecular function: protein dimerization activity. The record is from RefSeq and is a predicted model, not a curated record. Bases 76 to 999 code for a protein of 307 amino acids. Lineage: Eukaryota; Viridiplantae; Streptophyta; Magnoliopsida; Fabales; Fabaceae.